Molecule: messenger RNA, 1290 nt
Organism: Solanum tuberosum (potato)
Lineage: Eukaryota; Viridiplantae; Streptophyta; Magnoliopsida; Solanales; Solanaceae
Product: probable pectate lyase P56
Exons: 3
Coding region: 84-1280 (398 amino acids)
Molecular function (GO): pectate lyase activity
Source: RefSeq, a predicted model, not a curated record
GAUUGACCUUACACCAACUACCAUCAACACCCCUAACAAAUUUUAACAAUAACCCCAACUUACCUACCUACAUUAUAAUUAUAAUGGAGUACUCUUAUAGAACAAAAAUCAAUGUACUAUUCAUUGUACUCAUUCUCUUUGUAUUUGCUGCACUAGGGACAGCAACAAACGCUCCGAGGAGGAAACUAACAAAGAAAUACAAAGGCCCAUGUAUGGCCGUGAAUUCAAUUGACAAGUGCUGGAGAUGUGACCCUUUCUGGGCGGAAGAUCGCCAGAAAAUGGCUGAUUGUGCGUUGGGCUUUGGUAUCAAUGCGAUGGGAGGAAAGUAUGGUCCAUACUACAUUGUCACAGAUAAUUCUGAUGAUGAUGUUAUUGAUCCUAAGCCUGGAACUCUGCGAUUUGGGGUGAUCCAAAAGGGACCGUUGUGGAUCACAUUUGCCAAAAGUAUGAGAAUUGAAUUGAGCAGGGAACUUAUUGUUAGUAGCAAUAAAACAAUCGAUGGACGUGGAAAAUACGUUCACAUAGCAAAUGGAGCUGGAAUUAAGAUACAAAGUGCAUCAAAUGUUAUUAUCUCUAACCUUCGAAUUCACCAUAUUGUACCUACCGCAGGUGGCCUGCUUAGGGAGUCUGACGACCACCUUGGCCUAAGGGGCGGAGAUGAAGGUGAUGCCAUUAGUAUCUUCAAUUCUCAUGAUAUAUGGAUUGACCACAUCUCUAUGUCUCGUGCCGCUGAUGGUCUUAUCGAUGCUGUUGCUGGUUCCACUAAUAUUACGAUAUCCAACUGUCACUUCACUGAUCAUGAAAAAGUAAUGUUGUUUGGUGCUAACGAUCAUUCGGUAGAGGACAGGGGAAUGAAAAUAACAUUGGUGUAUAACCACUUUGGAAAGAGGUUGGAUCAAAGGAUGCCUAGAUGCAGGUUUGGAUUUUUCCACCUGGUGAACAAUGAUUACACUCAUUGGGAAAGAUACGCUAUUGGAGGAAGCAGUGGAGCAACGAUCAUCAGCCAAGGGAAUAGGUUUAUUGCGGAGGAUAAAUUGUUGGUGAAAGAGGUGACAUAUAGAGAGAAAAGUACAUCAAGUGUGGAAGAAUGGAUGAAAUGGACAUGGAUAUCAGAUGGUGAUGAUUUGGAAAAUGGUGCUACAUUUACACCAUCUGGUGACCAGAAUUUACUCUCUAAAAUUGACCAUCUCAAUUUGAUUCAACCAGAACCCUCUUCUAAAGUUGGAUUACUAACUAAGUUUUCUGGUGCUUUGUCUUGCAACAUUCGACGCCCAUGUUAACUUCUUUCUU